AUGGUUAUGGCACCUUCUGCUAUCGCCAUUGAAGAAGCCAAUACUACAGUUGUGACUGACAACCAAAUCGAUAAGGUCGAUUUUGUUGACACCAAUCAUGGCGUGGAAUCCGAUGUGACGGGUCUAGCCUCCAAGGCACUGAUCCAGAAAGUCCUCAAGGAGCAGAUUGCUCGUAUCAACGUUGACACUUGUGAGCCUGGCGAGGAAGAUGCCUUCUACGUGGCGGAUCUCGGAGAGGUGUACCGCCAGCAUCUCCGCUGGAAAAUGAACCUGGGCCGCGUCAAGCCGUUCUAUGCGGUCAAAUGCAACCCGGACAAGGAAGUGCUCCGCCUCCUGGCCAAAUUGGGCACUGGAUUCGAUUGUGCGUCCAGGGCCGAGAUCGACCUGGUGCUGGGGCUUGGCGUUUCUCCCAGUCGCAUCAUCUAUGCCCAGCCGUGCAAGACCAAGUCGUACUUGCGGCACGCUCGCAAAACCGGCGUCAGCUUGAUGACCUUCGACAACACCGACGAGCUCCGCAAGAUCAAAGAGUGCUAUCCGGAGGCUGAGUUGGUGCUCCGAAUUUUGACCGAUGACUCAGCAAGCGCGUGCCGGCUUAGCACAAAGUACGGGGCCAGUCUGGAGUACGCGGAGGAAUUGCUCGGCCUGGCAAAGGCGUUGGACCUGAAUCUGGUUGGCGUCAGCUUCCACAUAGGCUCCGGGGCGAGCGACCCGAACUCUUUCGGAAAGGCGGUCAAAGACGCGCGAGAUGUGUUCGAUCACGCGGCUCUCCUGGGAUUCGAUCUGAAGCUGUUGGAUGUUGGAGGAGGCUUCGUUGACGAAACAUUCGAAACCUUUGCAGGAAAUCUCAUCGAAGCCCUCGAGGAGCAAUUCCCCGCCAAUAUCCGGGUCAUCGGCGAGCCGGGCCGCUACUAUGCUUCCAACGCCUUCACGCUCGCCACGAACGUCAUUGCGAGACGCGAAGUCGCGGCCAAUCACGAGGGAGGGAAGGGCUACAUGCUCUACCUCAACGACGGGGUCUACGGCAACUUCUCCAACAUCAUCUUCGACCACCAGCACCCUGUCCCACAGGUUCUUUCCGCUGCUGCCGCCACCGGCUCGCCAGACGGUGUCCCAGAGAUGAUCGAGUACUCCAUCUGGGGCCCCACCUGCGACGGCAUCGACGUGAUCACCGAGCGCUAUUUCUUGCCCGGCGUGGUCGAGAUCGGCGAUUGGUUGUUCUUCGAGAACAUGGGGGCGUACACCCGCUGCUCGGCGACCAAGUUCAACGGAUUCAGUGAUGACCACGAGGUCAUUUACAUUUCCAGCGAGCCUGGCGCCUCAGCCUUGCUGGGGUACUGA
This is a messenger RNA of Cladophialophora immunda, 1338 nucleotides long. RefSeq lists its product as uncharacterized. The transcript has 2 exons. The coding region runs from base 1 to 1338 and encodes 445 amino acids. The record is from RefSeq and is a predicted model, not a curated record. NCBI's taxonomy places the organism in Eukaryota, Fungi, Ascomycota, Eurotiomycetes, Chaetothyriales, Herpotrichiellaceae. Gene Ontology annotation, cellular component: cytoplasm. Gene Ontology annotation, molecular function: ornithine decarboxylase activity.